AUGCCCACCGCCCCCAAGAGGCAAGCCGCCGCCCGCGCUGCCCGCAACAUCCUACAACAGUACACCACCCCUUUCGCACCUAUCAACCAGAAGCUAUACGCCAGCAAGCUCGGCAACACCGCCACACGCUACGAGCGCGAAGAUCGAGCAUUCAGGCCGGGCUCGUACCUACAUCGAUCAUACGCGGCCGAGGGACCGGAGGCUUUCGGCAAGCCGGACGAAGCGGGGCAUUUGGAGAUCUUCCGACCAGGCUCGACGGUCGGCCUGGAGGCGGAACCUAGUAACAUCAAGGCGGAGAGGCGAGCGAGGAUGCAUGAGCGGGUAGCGAGGGAGAUUAUGGAGGAAGAGGUCCCGGAUGAGUCAUUCAUGGACUACUACGCCGGUGCGGGAGCGGAACUGCCGGGUCCACAGGCUGGACCCAGCCAGAAACCCCGCAGUGCGUCCUCCGGGCCUGGCAAAUUUACGACCACCAACCAGCCGCCCAAGCGGUCUCACAAGCGGAAAUUACCAGCGGCGGCACCACCUCCUCCGACUCCACCAACUCGUCCAACUUCUCCCCCGCAUAUGAAAUACCCAAUCUCGGGUUUCAGCUCGCCCCUCACUCCCCGAGAUUCGGACGAUGACGACCUCAAUAGCAGGGACGAGGCGGAACCCCUCUUCUUGUCGGCCCCUACCUCACCCGAGCCGGUCCAAGCGCAAGCGCAAGCACCGAGGAUGCCUCUUGCAUCGCCACCAUCGUACAUCCCUCCCAUGCCGCUCUUGUGGUGGGCAGACCUCGGUCUCGAACCCCAGCCAUCUUCCUCCCCUCUGAUCGACCCUGCGACGCUCCGCGAUGAGCCCAUCACGAAGUCGGGGAGGUCGGGCCAUGCUGCACACCCCUCCGUCGCAGGUCCGAGCCGGCCCUAUAUUCCGAAUCCUGAUAGCCGCGAGUCUGGCGAGGUGCACUUCAAGCCUCGCCGGGAGGCACUCCAUGCGAUCACCUCAGCGCUCGGCACGCAGGACGUCAAGCCCAAGUCGGACCCAAGUGGCCAGCGGAAGGAUAUGCUGGAGGAGGUGAAGGGGACAUGGGGAGAGGUCAAGAUGGCGUUUGGGAGGAUGGAACGGGUCAUGUCAAAAUUGGAGACUUACAGUCUGACAUUCACCCUAACUCCGAGUAUUUGUCCGGCAUACAUCGACCCACAAUUGUCAAUUAUGGCGCCAUUACGCCUCACAAGGCUUGCGCGAUCAAUCAUUGACGAUAUCGGAAACACCGGCAAAGAUCUCACCGAUAAGGCCGGGGGCGCUGCGGAUAAAGCUAAAGAGCUCGGAGAUGUACAUUUCCCUCGCCUUGGCCAGGCGCAAGAUGCGCUCGCGACGUACAAUAAACUCAAGGAUCAAGUGACAGGGGUGAGUUUCACCGAAAUUUGUGGUACAGAACGCCGCGCUGGUGAGGGUGUACUUGCUGAAACGCUCUCAGUACUACCAGUGGUAUCUCGACCACAAGCCGCUCAUCUACUUCAUUCUCGCCUGUAUCGCCGGCAUCAUCCUAAUGUGCCUUCUCCAAUGCGCCUUCCAGUGGCUCAAAUGCUGGACGAACAGCUGCUGCUUCUGCAUCAACGUCGGCCGCUGGUGUGGCCGAAAAGCGACCGAUGA
Messenger RNA from Dioszegia hungarica, 1632 nucleotides. RefSeq lists its product as uncharacterized. The transcript is spliced from 4 exons. The record is from RefSeq and is a predicted model, not a curated record. The coding region runs from base 1 to 1632 and encodes 543 amino acids. NCBI's taxonomy places the organism in Eukaryota, Fungi, Basidiomycota, Tremellomycetes, Tremellales, Bulleribasidiaceae.